Messenger RNA from Exophiala mesophila, 1416 nucleotides. RefSeq lists its product as uncharacterized. Gene Ontology annotation, molecular function: NADP binding; 2-dehydropantoate 2-reductase activity. NCBI's taxonomy places the organism in Eukaryota, Fungi, Ascomycota, Eurotiomycetes, Chaetothyriales, Herpotrichiellaceae. The record is from RefSeq and is a predicted model, not a curated record. The coding region runs from base 1 to 1416 and encodes 471 amino acids. The transcript has a single exon. Gene Ontology annotation, cellular component: mitochondrion; cytoplasm.
AUGUCUGAAUCCCGGUCGUGGUGGUCGGGCCCGCCGCCGGUUGAUGCCUCGCCCUCCAAUACGCCGACGUUCGAGUCGCAGCCACUGCACAGCGAUGCCUUGGACGAGAUUGAAGAGGAGAAAUUACUCACAAGAAGGGUUCAUGUCAUCGGCUUGGGCAGCAUCGGCACAUUGGUCGCUCAUUCGCUCAAAUGUCUACCGAAUCCCCCUCCUGUUACGUUGAUGCUGCACAGACCCGAUAUGUAUGAGCAGUUCAAGAAAAGCGGGAGAAUCAUCCGCCUAAUAAACAAGCAGAGCGAUGUUAACGACGAACAGACUGGUUACGAUCUUGAUGUCCUACAGGCGGAUGGCUAUUGGGACUAUGAAGCCGACGCGCCUUUGGGCUUUCCUGCAAAUCCUCGUCAACUAGACGAGAGCUUGCCUACCGGAGAGACCUUCAUAUCGACUCUGGUCGCUGCCGUCAAAAGCACUGCCACCGUCACAGCAAUGCGCUCCAUCAAGCACAGGGUGGACUCUCGCUCCACCAUCUGUUUUAUGCAGAAUGGCCUGGGACAGAUAGACGAAUUGAAUCGCGAAGUCUUUACCGACCCAGAGACACGACCGACCUAUAUGCUGGGCGUUAUUUCACAUGGCUGCCAUAUGAGAGGCCAUUUCACAGUCAUGCAUGCUGGCUUUGGAACAGUAGCGCUGGGAAUUCACCGAGAUCCUGACCGCUACCCAUUGCCGCGCCAAUCCUCCAUGCCCGACCUCGAUCAGUUGUCUCUUGAGGAAAAGAGAAUGUACUUUCCCACAGACAAAGACCUAUUCUCCAAUCUCUCCUCCCGAUAUCUACUUCGCACCUUGACACGAUCUCCAGUCCUGGCCUGUGCCGCUUUCCCAUACCUUGACCUGCUGCAGCUGCAGCUGGAGAAACUGUCGGCAAAUGCCAUCAUCAAUCCCUUAACUGCCCUGCUCAACGUGCCCAACGGCGCCCUGCUGCACAACGGAAACCUCAGCGUGGUCCACAGACUUCUCUUGGCCGAGAUCUCCCUGGUCAUCCGCUCGUUACCGGAGUUGAAAGGCAUUCCGAAUGUACGGAAUCGGUUUUCGGCCACAAGGCUCGAGCACCUUUUGCUCGGAAUCACUGCCCGAACGGCACAGAACUCCAGCAGCAUGCGUGAGGACGCUAGAUACGCCCAACCGACCGAAAUUGACUAUAUCAACGGCUACAUUGUCCGUCGGGGCGAGGAGCAAGGCAUCAAAUGCGCACUCAACUAUAUGUUGAUGCAGUUGAUCAAGGCCAAAACGUUGACGCAGCUCAACGCAGCUACUCUCGCGGUACCGUAUGGGACGGUCCGUGUUGAAGCUCGAGAAUCUUCCGCGGGCGUGGUCACUCUGGACGACCACAGUAUCCCGGCGAGAGGUGACGUGCAAUAA